This is a messenger RNA of Juglans regia (Persian walnut), 966 nucleotides long. RefSeq lists its product as uncharacterized. The record is from RefSeq and is a predicted model, not a curated record. Lineage: Eukaryota; Viridiplantae; Streptophyta; Magnoliopsida; Fagales; Juglandaceae. Gene Ontology annotation, molecular function: nucleic acid binding; RNA-DNA hybrid ribonuclease activity. The transcript has a single exon. Bases 1 to 966 code for a protein of 321 amino acids.
AUGGUGAAGUUGUUUCUAUGGAAGGCAGCAAAUGAGCUCCUUCCAACAAAAAAGAACCUUUUUCAGAGAAAGGUUGUUGAGGACCCCCUAUGUCCAAUUUGUUUUAAAGAGGAAGAGUCAGUUAUUCACAUGCUGUGGGAGUGUCCAACAGCUAACGAUGUUUGGGCAAAUGGCUUGAGUGGAGUUACUAAGUGGAAAAGGGAAGGUGGAGAUUUUCUGGGUUUGUGGGAGAGGUUGAUGGGAGGUUUGGAUAAAUCUAAACUUGAGGAGAUAGCUGUCCAGCUAAGGAAAGUAUGGUUGAGAAGCAACACUUUAGUGUUUGAUAAGAGACUCACAUGCCCAAAAAUGUUGAUAUCAACAUCAAUUGAGUCACUGAAGGAUUUCAAACAAGCAAACAGUUUGGUCAACAGUAACAAUGAAAUUCAGCAGAGUGAACUUUCAGUAAACAUGACUAGGUGGAUUCGACCUGCAACAAAUUUUGUAAAGGUAAAUUGGGAUGUACCGUUGGAUGUAAAGGAGAGGAAAAUGGGGAUGGGGGUGAUAAUUAUAGAUGAAAAUGGAGAGGCUUUGCUUGCAGCCUGUGAUAGCAGAAGGAAUGUUUUAUCAGUAGAGAUUGCAGAGUGUCAAGCUUUAUGGAGGGCUAUGCAGCUGUGCAAUGAUCUCAAUAUCCAUAAUGCUAUCUUUGAAGGGGAUGCCAAGACUGUCAUAAUGGAAGUUAAGGGUGAUGAAGAAAAUUUUUCUUACUUUGGUUCUUUAAUUGAUGAUAUUAGGAAUGUAUUGAGUUUUAGGAUGAGCUGGUCUUUUCAAUUUGAUUACAGACAAAAGAAUAUAGUUGCACACAAUCUGGCAAAGGCUGCCUUACACAUAGUUGAGGAAAAAGUUUGGAUAGAAAUUGUUCCAGAUUUUAUUGUAAAUAGUCUGGAUUAUGAUAGAAGAUGUAUGCAGGAUACUCAUAUGAAAGUAUGA